Molecule: messenger RNA, 684 nt
Organism: Gossypium raimondii (Peruvian cotton)
Lineage: Eukaryota; Viridiplantae; Streptophyta; Magnoliopsida; Malvales; Malvaceae
Exons: 2
Coding region: 1-684 (227 amino acids)
Source: RefSeq, a predicted model, not a curated record
AUGAGUGCUCAUGGAACUCGCUAUCGUAGUUUUUGUGGGCACGGUAAAGGUCGUAAGGGGGCUCUAGCUGAGUCUUCCUCUCUAGGCAAUAUGCCAAAUUUAGGUACGAGUGAGACACCAAUUUCACCUGCUACUGAGACUGGGUCUCAAAGCCGAUUGGCUGGGGAUGACGCAUUAUCCCAAGCCAUGUUGAGGGUGUUGGAGAAGCUUGUUGGACCCCAUUCUGGAUCUAGGGGCCAUGGGCCGGUAACUGAACCACUCUGGUCCAAUGGAGCUGAACUGUUUAGGGGUGUCACUGGAGUCGCCCCUACUGUGGCCGAGUAUUGGUUGGAGGCCACUAAGAGGAUCAUGAACGACAUCAACUGUACUCCUAAGCAGAAACUAAGUAGUCUCUUUGCUUCACAACGAGGCAUAUCAGUGAGGAAGUAUGUGAGGGCAAGCUGUGUUGAUGCUUGUAGGCGUGAGUUCAUGAAUCUCACGCAAGGUGAUAAAUCAGUGGUUGAGUAUGAGGCUGAGUUUCUGAGGUUAAGCCGCUACGAUCGAGGCAUGAUGGUGUCUGAGUAUGAAAAAUGCGUCCGUUUUGAGAAUGGCUUGAGGGAUUAUCUGAUGGUAUUAGUUGCUCCACAGUGGGAGAAAAAGUUCGCAGUUCUGGUGGAUAAGGUGAAAUUCGUUGAGGAGGUUUAG